This is a messenger RNA of Helobdella robusta, 2766 nucleotides long. RefSeq lists its product as hypothetical. The coding region runs from base 1 to 2562 and encodes 853 amino acids. Lineage: Eukaryota; Metazoa; Annelida; Clitellata; Rhynchobdellida; Glossiphoniidae. The record is from RefSeq and is a predicted model, not a curated record. The transcript has 19 exons.
AUGACGUCACCAUUUCUCGCCAGCCAGCAAGUCAUAAACCACAUUAAUAUUAAUGACGCGGUCAGAGUCAAAAUGACAUCAAUCAUUAUUAAGAGCUGCGGAAUAACCACAAUCACCUCAGUAAAAACACCACCAGCAACAACAGCAGCCACAUCAGCAGCCACAGCAGCAGCAACAACAAAAAAGGACGCCCUUACGAAAACCAAUCAGAAUCAGGCUUCCCAGCCAGGCGCUACUUUCUCUCAUUACUAUUGGUCGCCGCAUCUGUCGGUUACGUGUCAGUUUGACCUUGACUUUUCGGCCCCAGAAUGUCAUAUAGAAGCAGCAGCAGAUAUACAGACAGACAGUGGCCGCCAAGUCGUAGCCACAUCAGCCACGCCAACAUUUUUAGACGAUUUCAGUAGCACAACAUCCAUCAACAACCACAACAUCGCCAAGCAGCAGCAGCAACAAUCAUUAUCAACAUCUUCAACGUUCAAUACUGCAGUUACUACUAUUGUAGUAGAUACUGCAACCACUAUUCCUGCUACUGCUACUGCUACAAACGCUACUAUAACAGCCACACCGUCAAGCAGUUGGGAUAUGUUUUCAUUUGGGCUUCUCAUAUGCUCAAUAUUUAAUGACGGCAAAUCCAUACUAAGUAGUGGUAGUAGUAACAGUAGCGUUAGUAGCAGUAACAGUAUUGGUAGUAAUAGUAUUGGUGGCGGUAGUAGUAGCAGCGGGAAUAUUAGCUUCAAUAACUACAUGAAACAAGUUGCCAAACUUCCGGAUUUGUUUAGUGACGUAAGCAAGCGCAUGCCAUCUUCGAUUGUCGAACCGGUUGAAAAAUUGUUGGACAGGGAACCGACAUACCGACCAACGGCUCAACUCUUUAUGCUGUUGAAGUGUUUCGAUGAUCCGAUAGUUCAAUGUUUGAGGAGGUUAGAUUCGAUUCUUCAGAAAGACACAAUGCAAAAAAUCGACUUUUUUAACCGACUCAAUCAGGUCAUUCCUAAAAUUCCGCCGGCCAUGCAAUAUACCUACUUGAUUCCAUUUUUCGACGACAUGCUGCAGCAGCGAGAACAGCAGCUUCAUCAGACGCAGCAGCAGCAGCAACAGCAGCUGCCACAACAGCAGCAGCCGGACAAUUUAACCCUGUUGCUGCCCUCGCUGUUAUGCUUGAUACAGCUGUCCUCGUUGGAAGAUUAUAGGUUAAAGGUCAAACCCCUCGUGUCAAAUAUUCUCAAUAUGCAAAAGUCAACCGAGAUAACAAUCUACAUCUUGGAACGUUUGGAAAUUAUCCUAUCAAAAUCAAACGAUAGCGACAUACAGACAGACGUUCUGCCGAUGGUGUUCCAUACUUUGGAGACCAACUCAGUCCCCGGGCACGAGGCGGCUAUAUCUAUUUUUGAUACUAUCCGGAGAUACAUCGAUGACAGCACUAUCAAAAACUUGAUACUCCCUAGAACGAAGACAUUGUUCCUUAUGUCUAAUAACGUUUUGACAAAACUAAACGCCCUGGCCUGCUUAGAUCGUUUGAUUGACAGCUUCGACAAGAUGACCGUUUUAGAAGAGGUCCUGCCUUUUCUGACGGAAAUCACGUGCUCAGAUGUUGACAUCACCAUGGCGAUAAUAGCAAUAUACAGACAUCUAUUGAGUGACCGGAAGUACGGACUGACCCACAACAUCCUGGCCACCAAGGUCAUACCCUCUCUCAUACCCUACGCGGUCGCACCUGGGCUGACCAUUGCACAGUUCACCCAGUUGAUCGAACUGUUGAGAGAGAUGUUGGGACAAGUUGAUCAGCAGAGGAGGUUGAAAAUGAUGGGAGAAGCUCCCAACAUCUUGGCUCUUGAAGGAAGAUCAAAUCUUCAGCAGAUGCACGUGCAGCAACAGCAGCAGCAGCAACAAACUCCACCAACGCCUAACAUCCGACUACCCGACGAUAACCAAUCAUGUGCUUCGGGUUCAAGGUCACGAAGGGUCAGCUGCACUAGCUCCAUCUCUAACUCCAGUAAUUUUUCUGGCUAUUUUGGAAAACGUUUGUCUCAGGACUUUCGAUUCAACAUGUACGAGCCUAACUCGCCCUUGAAUAAAUACUUGCUAACAGUUGAUAGGAGAAAUUCCAUUAAUAGAUACGGGUGCAGGCAAGCUCCCAGCAAUCCGGAACUGCAAGCAAGGACAUCGUCAAAAGACUCGCUACUGAGCAACCAGGCCUACAGGAAGUGCUCCAGCUUUACUGGCUUGGGAUCGGAAGAGAAGACAGUCCUAGAGAGAAUAGUACGUGACAGAAGAGCCAGCAUGGCGCCCAGGGGUUCCAUCUCAACGGGUGCGGGCGCACCGCACAUCCACGUGUCCGAGGCAUCUUUGGGUGUGGGGGGGUCCGAGAAUAAUUUCGGUGGCUGGUCGUGGUUCGGUUCGAACAGGAGGUGCAGUACGCAAAGUGUCGGCCCCGUCGUGCAGCCGGAACCCGGACGUCGAAGUAGCCAGGGUAAAAUUCUGGACAGCAUCCAAAACGAGCUGAGAAGGGCAAGUUUCCAAGGGAUUUGCGAAUCAGCUGUUCAAUUCUUCUCUGGUAAAUGAAGAAAGCCAUGACGUCAUCUGAUUAAUAAUAAUAACUAUUAUUAUUAGUACUACUAUUAUUAUUACUAUAUAAAACAAAUUUGAAUAUAUUUUAUAUUAAAUGCUGAAUUAUUCAAGGAAUAUGGCAAUAAAAUAAUACAUAUUAAACACCAUAUCGUAUCCAACAUCCAUGAUUAUAUGGUUCGCUUGAUUAUACAUACACAC